AUGCAAAAAUUACAAGAAAGUGUCUUUUCUAUUGUUAAAACGACAAGUCUUUCUCCGGCUGUAUUUAGUUUUUUACAACCAACCGAAGAAUUUUCAGAUAAAACUCCUCUAGGAGGAAUUCUUCGAGAUACUAAAUAUGGAUGGCUCGCUCUUGGACCAAAAUUCUGUGUUGUUGAUUUACGAAGUGGACUUAAAAUUGCUGCUCGAACAUUUGGAGGUGGCAUAAGCAGUCGCAUAACAGUCACAAGUGUAGUAGAACUACCAACACCUCUGACAGAAAAUUCACAGCAACUAAUCAUCAGCUUAGAGUGCGAUGAUACAACAAGUCUCAUAUAUGUAUUUCAUAUCAAUGGGUCCCAACUUCUUCGAUGUAUACAAACCAAUGUUGUGGUCACUGAACUUGCAGUCUGUGAUGCCUUGCCCAAUGGACCGCUUAUGUGUUUUGAUGGUUUGGUUAUGGCUGGUACUCGACGUGGUGAAGUCCUUGUCUUUGAUCUUAACAGAGCCAUCUUAUUACAAGCAUUAAAAGAUGUAUCACAGGGCUAUGAACAUUUAGUGAGGGGGGAAAAUAAUGUAGCAAAUCUUAUUUUUUUGCCUUUUAAAGCUAUACACAAAAUUGAAAGUCAAAGAGACUUGGCUGUUGAAAAUGAUGAUCACUUGGCUAUUCUACUAAAUGAAGAUUCUUUUCUUGAUGGCCAGUAUAUUUUUCGCAAUCCUGAUGGGACAGUCCGCAUGAAAGCCAAGCAAAGUCAUAUUAGAGUAACCGUAGCACAAUAUAUACCUCAGUUGGGUAGUUUAGCAGUUGGUUUUAAUUUUGGAGCAUUUCAAAUAUGGAAUCUGUUGAAUUUGGAAUUAGAAUUCACUUCCCAAGUCAAUGUGGAGUGCUUGCCAGUUACUCAUUUUGGAUUUCAGGAGCCCUGUGAUGAUCCAAGAGCAUUUUGCUAUUUGUGGGUAGUUUUCUCAGUGAUAGAUAGGUUUGAAGAGGAAGAAUUUCCAUUGGCUGUGAUGUAUUCUUUAACUUAUCAAGGCAAAAGGAUGUUGACUGAAACAAAAUGUCUUUAUCAGAAAUUUUCAAUGGCAACAAUAAGAUUCCAAAUAGAGUUAAGUGCAAUGGAAGAUGCACAACUCAUUGGUGGCAGAUGUAUUUCCUGCCAUACUUACUCUAUUAGUUCUACUCUUGGAGAGGAAGGCGAAGAUACAAUGCUAAAUUUAUGCCAACUAAUAUGGGAGUGCUGGGGAAAUAAUCCCAACUUGCCAACUCAACAUGGAAUGCUGCUCUUUGAUCUCGACCAGUGGUAUAAGGACCAGAUGCCAGCAACAUAUCAUUUGGAAAAUAAUGCGUUUAUGAGUGUGUCUCGCUGUCCAGAAGUUAGUAGUGGAACAUGUUUGACUUUGGAUAUACGAUUGGACCCAACGUCCGUGUCUCCAUAUUCACAUGCCACUAGACUGGAAGAACACUUUUACCCUAAUUCUUUACAAUAUAAUUGCACAUGGCUCAACACAUCGGAAGCAUCAAUACUCCACACGGUUGGUGUGCAGCGACAGCUAGUGCGAGGCAUCGGCGCGGCUGGUCCCAGCUGCCUGCUCGCGCCGGCACGUCUGCACGCCGCAGCGGUCGCGGCCGGACUGCGCCCGCUGUACUGCCACUCGCAUGCUGUGAAUCCGGACGAGCAACGACGCUAUCUUCUGUCAGUGGCGCUGGAAGGACGGCUGUCGCGGUUCCUGAAGCGCUGCGCGCACGACUGGGCCACCGGCACGCAUAGUGGGGUCGGGUGUACUCUGCCUUUUUUGGUUGAUUGGAGCUGGAAGAGAGCUAUUGAAUUGAAAGAAAAUGCUAAAGAUCUUACCGCACCUUUGUUUACUUCGGCUAAUGUACCUGAUAGGAACGUAGUGCGUUGCCUGGAGCACUGCGUGCAGCAACUCACUCAGCUCACGGGACUGUUAGACGCUAUACUCACCAAGUGCUGCAAUCUUGUUGUGCCUGAUGCACUAAGUGAAAUGGAGGAGAAGUACAAGGGCAUGGGUACGGUGUCGCUGUACUUCCAGGUGGUGCAGUGGUUCGUGCGCGUGGCGCUGCUGCCCGAGCGCGCGCCCUGCUACGCCGCGCUGCCCUACCCCGCCGCGCAGCUCGCGGACGUGUACACUAAACGUCGUGUGAAGUUACAUCGACUGCAAGACAGGUCGGAAGAAGAGUCCGUGAACAAAUCGUGUUCUUUGCUAUACAUAGAUCAGCUCAUUGAAAAUGAAUUUGGAGGCGAGCGAGUGCAUCAAAUGUGGAUAAAAGCGGGUAGCACGGCCGGCCUGUAUCCGCCGCCGUCGCUGUACGCGCUGCUGCGGCUCUACCUGCUACCGGACAUCCCUGAAGAGCACAAGCACUCGCUGCUGCUGUAUCUACUGCUUGAUUACUCUAUGCUGUAUGAUGAUAUCAGAUACGAGGCAGUAAUCCGUCGGUUAAUGCAGUUCCCCACAAUGUUUGGGCUCAGCAAUACUGCCAUUAAAGCUACACAGGCCUUUUGGCAUCUCGAUCAUAGAGAUUUUGAUUUCGCACUUGACCAACUCCAAUGCCUAACAGGCAACACGCUAUCAGACUGGCAACACCAUGUUGUCCUAUCAUCUCUAUUAGCACAAAAGAAAACUCAAGCGGCACUACAAUAUCUGCAUGUGAGGAAACCACCACCAAUACAAAGUAGUGAAGUGAAUGAUCAUGAUAAACUGGAAGAUUGGCAAUCUUGCUGUAAUCUGUAUCUGGCGAGAGGAUUGGUGUUCGAAGCAUUGGAUGUGAUCAGAAUGUGCGUCCAGAAUGCCAGUUCGGCUGAUGAUAAGACUUAUCUGCUUAAUUUCUUUUAUAAAGGAUGUCGUAAUACGGGCCAGCUGUCCAAAGUUCUUCAAGCUACACUGUUACCGUUCGAAGAAGAAGUGUUUAUAAAUUAUCUGAAAGAUUGUAAUGAGCCGCAAACCUCUGACAUACUCAUCAUGUACUAUUUACAGCAGGCCAGGUACCUAGAAGCGCAACAACACAACGAGAGGGCGAAGGCCCGCGGGGGCGGCGGCGCGGAGGGCGAGGCCCGCGACGCGCUGGUGGAGGCGGCGUGCGCGGCGCUGCCCCGCGUGUCGCACACCGUCGCGCGCGCCAUCACCGACGCAUUUGAACCCCAUAUCAUCAAGCCUAAGCCAAUGUCAGUGUAUGUUCAGGCUAAAUCACCAAAAAAUACCUUUACAUACAAAUCGUCUUUCAUACAGGAUACAAUCGAAAAUGCAAGUGAGACAUGGAUUAAUAAACCGAAAUUAAGAAAAGGUAUCAAACGCGCUCUAAACAUAGAAGAAACGCCAUUUAUUUGUACCCCUAAAACAUAUAAGACCAGAAGCUUCCUAUCGGAACAAAAGAGCUGCGAAGCAACACCGCCAAAGCGCGCAAAACUCGACCUUACGGGCACUCCCCGAACGCCCAAAGUCCCUUGCACCCUCAAAGUCAGUGAUGCCCUCAGCCGCCAAAUGGCGAGCUUACUCGAUAUGCCCGAAGUAGAGAGCCCUCACAAACACUACGAAAGAGCUGAAACACCACAUAGUAUUUUAAAGAACCGUCGAUUAGAAAGUCGAAACCAAGACGCGCCGUCGCCCGCGGACUCCCGCUACCAGGGCGACAGCGACGACGAGCUGGAGACCGCGAGCAACCAUACACAUUGCAGCGAUGCUAAUAAGCAUCUCCGUUUCACAAUACCAACUUCAUCAGAAGCAGGGUCCACACCCUCGCCAGUAGCGGUGCCAGUCCAGGAGGUGAAGGAAGAGUCGGAGGAUAGCAACGAACAUGAGGACUACGGGCAUAGGGCUUCGCCUAUGAGUGAGUCUCAUCCAAUGGAAUCGCCGCCAAAGAAAUUCGCCGCUGAAGAGGUCAAACUUAGAAAGUCUUAUAAAGACAAUGUCAGAGCAAGGAAAUCCCUGUCCAUAUCAGUGAAUAGCAGUCUAUCGGACGACCCGAAUUCCUCUAUAGAAAGCAUAGCGGAUAUACCCGUUACACUCAUUAACCCGCGGUAUAGUGCGAGGGAGAGGGACAGACUCUCGCGCUCUCCUUCCAGAGAGAGAGAGGAGGGAAUGGUGAAGGUGGAGAUUACGGAGAGAGAGAACGGAGAAGUGAAUGUGGAAGUUAGAGAGAGAGAGGAAAGUUAUGUGCCUAAGACGCCGAAAGGAAGACGCAGUAUUCGGUCUGGUGUUAGUGAUAGUGCUUCAGUUGGCAAUAGAAGUCACUCGGUGACACCUGAACGUCAAGACUCCCCGAUGGUAACGCCGCUACGGAGAAGCAGAUCUCGCACGCCGGAGCUGUCGCCGCGCGCGCUGCCGCCCAUUGCCGAGCAGCCCGCGCAGGAGGAGGGCAGCCCCGCGCUCGCGCCCGCGCCCGCGGCGCUCGCCCUCACCAGGCGGCUCAGAAGCAGAUCACGUACGCCAGAAAGAAUAGAUAAAUCAGUUAAAGAGUCGCCUCGACUGGAAGCGAUCAAGGAAUUGCCAGUAUCGAUAGAGUCACCGCCUGCUUCGCCCACUCGUCGCGGUUUGAGAAGUCGCUCACGUACUCCUGAAGUAGAAGUACCAGAACAACCCGUUGUUACCAGCCCAAGAAGUUUGAGGAGCCGUUCGAAAACUCCUGAAAAGUUGAUGUCCCCAAAGAAAGAAUCUUCCAGAAACAAAAAAUCACUGUCCAGAAUAGUCUUGGAAGCUAACGCGUUUGCAAAAACAAAACAAAUAGAAAAAAUGGACACUGAAUCCAUUGAAGAGAAGACCGACAGCACCGUAGAAAGCACUCCAGUGAAAUCGUCCAAAGACACACCAAGCUUUAUGGAUGUUACAUUCUCACCUAUAGUAAACAAAUCUAUCCUUCAAAGCUCAACUGAAAGCUUUUUAUCAAUGACAACAAAAGAAAUCUCCAAGAGCGAUGAAGAUUCUGGAAUUAAACCAUUACCGGCUUUCACAACUAUCAAUGAAGUUUAUAUGGAGAAAUCUGUACUCCACAGCUAUGAGAGUAGUGUGGCUGAAUCUAGCAUUGAAGAGAGGGAAAUGAAAACUGAAUUAAAAUCUUUACCCGCAUUUACAACUAUGCAUGAAGAUUUUGGAAAAUCAGUGCUUCACAGUGUCGAAAGUAGUAUAGAGACUAGCGUUCAAGAAAAAGAAGGAACUAAAGUAGAAGAAUUACCUAAAAUCUCCUUCAAAUUGAACGAAAGCGAUUUCGGCAAACCCGUGCUCGGUAAUGAGAGUACAAUCGAUUCGUCAAAAGCCAAAAGUGUAGAUUCUAGUAUCAUGACUAGUGAUAGUGAAGUGGAAACUAACUGGAAAUCCCAAGAAACAGCGAGAGUUAUGAAGGAGAAAGAGAAAAUAGUAGAAAUAGAGAGAGAGAUAAAUGAGAUAGAAGGAGAGAUGUCGGAUGAGUGCAGAGUUGAAUCUGAUUCGGAAGUUGUUGAAGAAUCCAGUGAGAGUGCUGAAGAAGAAAGUGAUGAAAGUGAAGAGGAAGAAGAAUCCACAUCUGAAAGUGAAAAUGAAAUAAUAUCCAUAAAUGACUCUGACGAAUCUUCAGACGCUAACAAUUUGCAAAUUGACGAACAAAUGCCAAUAGAAGAAAAAGUAACAGAGGUCGUUGAAGAAGUUAAAAUUCAAGAAAUUGAAGCCUCUAUUAUUGAAGAAGAGAUCAUCGUUGAAAAUCCCAUAGAAAUUACAGAAGAGAAAAAAGAAGUAGAACCUACUUCAGUGGUAGAAGAUCCAGCAGAACUUAACCAAGUUCCCAACAUGUCCAUACUUACUGAUGAUAAUUCUAUUGUGGAAUCUGAAUCUGUAAAUCUCAAUUAUUCAGAUGAAAAUAAAGAAGAAAUAGAUAAUAAAAAUAGCAGUGAAGCUAUGGAAACAGAUCCUGUCGAAGUAGUAGUAAUAGUUGAAGCGAUGCAACCUAUAACUGAAGAAAAAGAAGAUAUUCCAGUAGUUGAGAAAGUUGAAGCUGAACAAACAUCACUACUUAAAAGUUUAGAUGUGGUUGAUGCAAGUCUUCCAUUAGAACCAAAACUUAAAGAUAGUCAAGUCGAAAAAGCAGAGGAUAAGAAGAUUGAACCGACACUAGAAUUAGCAAGUGAAAUGACAUCUAUAAUUGUAGCUAAAGAAGAAAUUAAAAUACCUACCAAAGAAAUGGUAGUAGGUGAAGCUUCAGUCUUACCAGAAAAAGAAAUUUCUAAAGAAGAAAAUGUACAUCAAAAUAAAGAUGAAUAUAAAGAAAAGGAAGUACCUAAAGAAGAAACUAAAGAAAUAGUUAAAGAAAAAUCAAAAGAUAAAGAAGAAAUGAAAACGCAAGACAAUGUAGAACAAAUAGUUGAUAAACCAAUGCAGAGUGAAGAAAUGAUUGCAAAAGAAACACCACUUAUAAGAAAGCGUACAAAAUCUACAUCUUCUACGAAAUCAAUAGACACUGAAGUACAAAAAACACCAUCGACUAGAAGAAGAGCUCAGUCCGUUAACAAAGAAACUAUAGAGGAAAAAACACCAGACAGCAAAACAAUCGAAGUUAGUACGCCAAGGCGAGCCAAAACUCCUUCAGAUGUUAGAAAAAUAAUAACACGUAGAGCGUCUAGAGAAAUAUCAGAGAAAUUAGAAGAAGAUUCUAUAACCGAAGAAUUGACUCCACGACGUCGCUCCACUCGUUCUAGAAGUAAAAAAGAAGAUGAUAACGUCAGUGUUGCAUCUGAAUCUUCCGUAAAAUCUAAGAGCAUAGCGACUCGAAGGGCAUCAAAAGAAACUAAAGAAGCAGAGAAAGUAGAAGAUAUUAAAGGAGACGUUUUGACUCCCCGACGUCGUUCCACUCGUUCUAGAAGUAAGAAAGAAGACGAUAAUGCCAGUGUUGUUUCUGAUUCGUCAGUGAAAUCAAAUAGAAGUAGAAUGAGUGAGGAGGGAGAAAUUAAAGUACGGAAAGGGCGCAAAUCCAUACUCAGUACGAAGCCGGACCUGUCUGUUAUACCAGAAGUGGCCACAGAAGAGUCUAAGGCAGAAAAUGAUGAUAUCAUGCAAGAACUAAGCGCUAGAAGAUUAACCCGUAACCAAAAAGCGGUUUUAGAGUCCUGGCUGGAACCCAAAUCACCCCACACUCCUGGAAGAAGAGCAAGCGUGGCUUCCAGAUCUGAGGCUGAUGAUGACGACGCCUCGUCCACCCACUCCAUGGACCCUCAGACCAUGGAUAGAAUUAAUUUGUUAAAUAAACCCGACUUUGAAGGCUCGCCAGACCCCGACGAGUUGGGCCUCGCCGUAGACACCACCUUCGGUAGACGAUGCGCGACUCCCGAGUCGUACGAGAGCCCUCUCCGCGGGCGCCGCGCGUCCUUCGCGCGCGCCUGCGAGGCGCUACACACGCCCAAGGGACGACGGACUUCUACUGAUCAGCGGAAAGCUGAUCUAUCAAGUCAACAAGGCUCGCCCUCUGAGGGGUCGCCCUCCGCCCCCGGCCGCCGCCCGCGCCGCGCCUCCACCGCCUCCAACACCAGCCAGACCAAGGCCGAUACUGCUAAGAAGUCCAAAAAAACUGCAGAUAGAGAUAAGGAAAGCAAGGAG
Molecule: messenger RNA, 7566 nt
Organism: Brenthis ino (lesser marbled fritillary)
Lineage: Eukaryota; Metazoa; Arthropoda; Insecta; Lepidoptera; Nymphalidae
Source: the annotation of a GenBank genome assembly